UCGCAAAAAAUGUUGCGUCUGUUUUAAAAUUGAAAUUAAAUGUAAAUUCCAGUGAUUUUACGUACUUGAACAGUGAUUUUACGAACUUGAACAAUCCACUGCACAAACAUGAACUCGGAUACACAGAUUGUGAAACUGAUUGAGGAAAUUUUGGGGGAGAAAAAUAACGACUUCGACUACGAGGGCCCCAUGGUGGACGAGGUUGAGCUGCAGAAAAUUGCCGAAGAUGGAUAUAAAAAGUUUGCUACGAUGUUCGCUGCAAUGCCACAGGAGACGAAGGAAUCCGCCCUGAGGCAGUACCUGAACUAUGUUGCCGUUAUUCCGCACCGGAAUAAGGUUCACAAACACAUGCAAGUACUGAACAAACUGGUCGGGUUGAAUAUCAUCCCGGCCCGGUUGCUCUGCGAGCAGAUCAUGAGUUCGGAAAAGUUGAUCUUUCAGAACCAGAGCUUUUGGAUGGAGUGUUUUCAGGUUGUUCGUAAAACUAUUGGCGGCGUGGAUUACAAAGGUGUUCGGGAGAUUAUGAAAUGCUGCAAGGAAAAGGCUCUCUCAUUUCCGUCAGCCAUCAGCUCCAGUAUUCUGCCUCAGAUGCUCGAAUUAACGGAAGUCAUCGAACAUAUUUUCAAUCGAAAUGCUUGUCUACUACCAGCGUAUUUCAUCAUUAAUGAAAUUCAAAAGCCAGAUUUUCAGGACACUCACUGGCGGAUUGCCAAUCUAAUUGCAAAUUUUAUCGAAGAGUUUGUGAUCGUAGCCCAAAUGUUGACCAUCAUCGGGCAUUCAUCGAUGCUUCCGAUAGUGGAGCACUCGUCAUAUGCAGAUAACCUAAUCAAUCCUUGGAAGCUGGAUCCGAACACCCUCAGGCUAGCGUUGAGAGGUAAUCUACCGUAUGAACCGGAACUGCUCCAGCCUCAGACAAAGCUGCUUAAAUUUGUGUUGGAACAACCGUAUUCACGAGAUAUGGUUUGUUCGAUGCUCAACCUUCAGAAGCAACAUAAGCAGAAGUGUGUUGCUUUGGAAGAUCAAUUGGUUUUGCUAGUGAUUUGCGCAAUGGAAUGCUCGGAAAAAGAGCCUGUUCAUGCAGUGGAUAGCGAUAAUAUGAUCUCAAGCCAUACACAGUGGGUGUGGCUGCAUUUAAGCUCUCAGCUGAUCUAUUUCGUGCUGUUCCAAUUUGCCACAUUUCAGAACAUCGUAAAUUCUCUUCACGACAAGUUGUCGGCGAGAAAUUUACGUCGCGGACGAGAUCAUUUGAUGUGGGUUCUGUUACAGUACAUUUCCGGAAGUAUUCAGAGGAAUUCUAUUUCAAAUUUUUUGCCAAUUUUAAAACUGUACGACAUUCUUUACCCGGAAAAGGAACCACUCCCGGUGCCGGAUUAUAACAGACCGUACUGCACCCAUCAAAUGGCACCAACGUGCAUUUGGAUUCACCUGCUCAAGCGAGCUCAGUCCGAGCAUUACAAUAUAAACCGACCAAUUCCAACGGCUUUGAAGUUGCACCACGAGUUUCUUCAGCAUCUAGUUAUGCCGAACAAUAACGCUACACUAUGUAUGGGCUCUGAUUAUCGGAUUGCUUUACUCUGCAAUGCUUACUCAACCAAUCAGGAACUCUUCUCCCGUCCAAUGGCAGCACUUAUCGAAACCCUUUUGGGAAAUCCGAAAAAUCAAUCCGGCGCUGGAGGAUCGAGUGCCGGUGGUAAUGCCGGCCAGCAACUGCCGACCGUACCGCUUUCGAUGUGUGUCCUAGAUAGUUUAACUAUCCACAGCAAAAUGUCACUGAUCCACAGCAUCGUUACGCAUAUGAUCAAGCAAGCGCAAAAUAAAAGUACAAUUCCCAAUGCGAAUAACAUGGCACCGGCCUUGGUGGAAACGUAUUCCAGGCUGCUGGUUUACACGGAGAUCGAAUCGCUUGGAAUUAAAGGCUUUUUGAGUCAAUUGCUUCCUCAAGUAUUCAAAUAUCACGCAUGGGGUAUUUUAUAUACGUUAUUAGAAAUGUUUUCCUAUAGAAUGCAUCACAUCCAACCGCACUAUCGGGUGCAACUGCUAUCCCAUCUGCAUUCAUUGGCUUCCGUGCCCCACACAAAUCAAAUGCAGCUGUACUCCUGUGUUGAAUCCACCGCCCUUCGUCUUAUCACCGGCCUUGGUUCGGUUGAAGUUCAAGCGCAGCUGUCGCGCUACGUUAACGAACCGAAAACUCCCGGCAAUAUAGUAUCGGCUGAAAGCGAAGAGCUCAAUCGAGCGCUCAUCCUAACGCUAGCGCGCUCGAUGCAAAUCACUGGCACCGGCAAUGAUCUACAAUCUAGCACCUGGUGUAAGGAUCUGCUGGCCAGUAUUUUGCAGAAUACGCCACACUCCUGGUCGCAGCACACGCUCCAAUGCUUUCCACCGGUGCUGAAUGAUUUCUUCGUUCAGCACAGUAUCCCGAAGGAGAAUAAGCAGCUGCUGAAGAAGUCGGUCGACGAGGAGUACCGCAAUUGGGCAUCGAUGUCCAAUGAAAACGACAUCAUCGGACACUUCGGGACGGCCGGUACGCCUCCGCUGUUCCUGUGUCUGUUGUUUAAGAUGAUCUACGAGAUGGAUACGAUCAGUCCGGUGGCUUUCAAAAUCCUAGAACGCAUCGGAGCCCGCGCUCUUUCGGCCCAUCUGCGCAAAUUGUGCGAUUAUCUCGUGUUUGAAGUUGCCAACGCCGGCCAAAGCGUACUCGUGAAUAAGUGUGUUGAUACGAUCAACGACAUGAUUUGGAAGUAUAACAUCAUCACAAUCGAUCGGCUGGUGUUGUGUCUGAUCCUGCGAACCCUGGACGAGAAGGAAGCCCAGGUAAGCUUCUGCAUAAUACAGCUACUGCUGCUGAAAACGUCCGAGUUCCGAAGUCGCCUGCAGGAGUUCGUCAGUAUCAAUUCGCCAGAACAUUGGAAGCAGAACAACUGGCACGAGCGGCAUCUGGCGUUCCACCAGAAGUUCCCGGAAAAGUUUGCACCGGAUGAGUCUGUUUCGAACCCAUCGCUGCCGGUUUAUUUCGGCAAUGUUUGUCUGCGUUUUCUGCCAGUUUUGGAUAUUACCAUUCAUCGGUAUUUGGAGGUCCCGGCUACUAUGAGCAAAACCCUGGAGGUUAUAUUGGACCACUUGGGGGCACUGUACAAGUUUCACGACAGGCCAAUAACGUAUCUUUACAAUACGUUACAUUACUAUGAGCGGAGAUUAAGGGACCGGUCGAUGCUGAAAAAACGAUUAGUUGGUACAGUGAUUGGUUCACUAAAGGAGGUGCGUCCUGAAAAUUGGGCCCUGACCGAGCAAUAUCACUCCUACAUGAUUACAAAGGAAGAUCAAAUCACAUGGGUACCAGAGCUAACUUAUUACAUUCAUUUGGUGCGCCGAAUGCAAGACACUAUCGAUGGAAGCAACGUCUUUCCAGGCACAGACUGGCGUUUCAACGAGUUUCCCAAUCCACCGGCUCACGCACUAUACGUGAGCUGCGUGGAAUUGCUGGGUCUGCCGGCAGGACCGCAGGCCGUAGCCAAUAAUCUCAUCGACGUCGUGGUAAAGGGAUAUCCGGUUAUACCGUACCAGAGCGUACAUAACUGGAUCAAUACGAUCGGCUUGUUGAUGGCCGCCCUACCGGAGGCCUAUUGGAGCGUAAUUUACGAACGAUUGAGGGAUGUAAUUAGCUCCAGUCAGCUGACGGAAUGGACCUACCGGCAGAGUCCGUUCGAUUUGUUCAACUUUAAAAUCGUUACAGAAGCUAUGCUCGAGAGAAGCUACGUGGUCAUACUGGCCAUUGCGCAGAGUAUUUUACAUCACAGUGGAAUCGGACAGAUUUCCACGAUUACUGACUAUAUAAAAGAAAAGUUUAAGCCUAUAAUUAAAACCGAGUACCAACUGAUAUACCUUUGCCACGUGGUGGGUCCUUUCUUGAAUCGAUUGAGUAUCGAGCGACCACGAGCCGUCUCAGACAUCACUUUAGUUCUGUAUGAGUUGUUGGAACAGGUAGACAAAGCCCAGUCGUCGGUUCCCCUGAAGUAUAUGGAUCCGAUUUGCGAUUUACUGUAUCACAUCAAGUAUAUGUUUGUCGGGGAUCUCAUGAAAUCGGAACUGGAAACAAUCAUACGCCGGUUGCGCCCGGUGCUGCAAAUGCGAUUACGAUUCAUCACCCGCCUAAAUGUCGAUGAGAUAGGAGUCGAGCAGCAGAGUGCCGACACUGGUGCUCAGGGCAGCUGUGGCAGUGUGGCUAGCCACGUUCAAUCGGUAGCAGUGGGGCAAUCUGGUGGACAUCAAGGACAGCAUGCCGCGGUUGGUGGCGCACAACCGGCUGGAAGCUUACAACAACCACAGCCAAAACAGUGAAAUUAUCCGCAAGUAUAUUUUAUUAUCCUUUAUUAAGAUAUUUUUAGAUAUUCCAUAAACUCCCAACAUCAUAAUGAUUCCUAAUUAUAAGGAUGAG
Messenger RNA from Sabethes cyaneus, 4432 nucleotides. It is a transcript of the gene MED23, whose product is annotated as mediator of RNA polymerase II transcription subunit 23. The transcript is spliced from 9 exons. The record is from RefSeq and is a predicted model, not a curated record. The coding region runs from base 109 to 4335 and encodes 1408 amino acids. Gene Ontology annotation, cellular component: mediator complex; transcription regulator complex. Gene Ontology annotation, biological process: positive regulation of gene expression; regulation of transcription by RNA polymerase II. Lineage: Eukaryota; Metazoa; Arthropoda; Insecta; Diptera; Culicidae.